Molecule: messenger RNA, 642 nt
Organism: Plasmodium adleri (nom. inval.)
Lineage: Eukaryota; Apicomplexa; Aconoidasida; Haemosporida; Plasmodiidae
Product: conserved Plasmodium protein, unknown function
Exons: 1
Coding region: 1-642 (213 amino acids)
Source: RefSeq, a predicted model, not a curated record
AUGAGACAUAAAAUUUCUGAAAACGAGAUAAUAAACAAAAUAGAUUCCAUAAAUUUAAAAGAAGUGAAAGACGCCUCGGCUUGUAUGAAUAAUUACACCAACUUCAUUUCAAUAAAACUUAAAAAAAAUAGAGAGGGUAUUAUUCAUUCCAUCCAAAGGAUAAAACAUUUAGAAGGUGUGACUAAAAAGUUAAAUAAAGAAUUAUCAGAAGGGAAUAAAGAAUUAGAAAAGCUAGAGAAGAAUAUAAAAGAAUUAGAAGAAACAAAUAAUACAUUAGAAAAUGAUAUAAAGGUACAAAUGAAUAAAGGAAAUUUAUAUAAGAGUAGAUUAGCUCUUUUAAAAAAAAACAAAGUAAGAAUUUCUAAAGCUCAAGAAAUAAUUGAUAAUGAUAUAAUAUAUAUGAAAUCUAGGAUUAAUAUAAUGAGAGAAAAUGCAGAUAAAAAUAAUCAAAAAUAUGAUAAAAUUGUUAGUCAGAAGGAUAAAAUGCAUCAAGAAAUGGAAAGGUUCAAAAAGGACAGAAAAAAUUUACAACUAAAUUUAAAAAAUACAAGAAAAAAUCAUGAAUUUCUCAAAAAUAAAAUGCAAAAUUUGGUAUUAACCAUGAAAAAGUCAACAGCUGAUGAUAAGAGGUUCCAAUAUUAA